CCCCGUGGGGGCUGGCUAUAAAGCAGCCCCCGCGGCGGCUGGGGGCGAGCGGCGAGGAUGCGGCUGCUGCCGGCGGCGCUGGCCCUGGCCAUGCUUCUGAGCGACCUGGUGCCGGUGGGCGGUCUGUCGCUGGAGAGCCUGCUGACCAACGUGAGGUGCAAGUGCAUCAAAUCCACCGCCCGGGUCAUCAACUUGGGGCUGAUCCUCGCCAUCGACGUUACGCCGCCGGGGAUUCACUGCCGGAGGAAGGAGAUCGUCCUCACCCUAAAGAAAAACAAGAAGGUGUGCGUGGCCCCCGAGGCGCCCUGGAUCCAGCUGCUCAUCCACAAGCUGAUGCAGAGGAACGCCACCAAAAAAGAAGGGGCGUCGCGGGCACGGCGGGAAGCGGAGCGGUGGGCUGGGGGAGCGGGGCCGUGGUGCUGGCCCCCCCCCCAGAUUCCCUAAAGCAUCUCUCUCCCUCUCUCCUGACACGACGAUAAAUAACUGGCCGCGGUUAUUUAUUCCUCUGCGCCGUGAUAACGCUGGGUUUCACGGCACAACGCCGGCGGCGCUUGCUCUGCUCCCAGGGUUUUGGCAGGGGGUAGGAGCCUUCCCCUGCUA
Chroicocephalus ridibundus (black-headed gull) is the source of this 600-nucleotide messenger RNA. RefSeq names its product C-X-C motif chemokine 2-like. Lineage: Eukaryota; Metazoa; Chordata; Aves; Charadriiformes; Laridae. The transcript has 4 exons. Bases 58 to 444 code for a protein of 128 amino acids. Gene Ontology annotation, cellular component: extracellular region. Gene Ontology annotation, molecular function: chemokine activity. Gene Ontology annotation, biological process: immune response; chemotaxis; defense response. The record is from RefSeq and is a predicted model, not a curated record.